Molecule: messenger RNA, 909 nt
Organism: Fraxinus pennsylvanica
Lineage: Eukaryota; Viridiplantae; Streptophyta; Magnoliopsida; Lamiales; Oleaceae
Source: the annotation of a GenBank genome assembly
AUGACCACGAAACUGAGCAGCCCAAAGUUGAAGGAAUCAAAAAUGGCGGUUGGGGUUGCUGUAAAAGUGUCCGUCGCCGGCUUACCUCUUGCCUUGGGGUCGACACCAAAGGCUUCCGGUCGCUAUCUAAGGGAAGAAUCCGCCAUUGCUAUGGAGGUAGAGAAAAUCCAAUCCGGCAUGGGGUUUCCGCAUUGGAACCCGAUUCUUCGCCGGUUCGUUCCUGAUGCUCCGUUCUUUGCAGCGGGCAACAUUGAAAGAGAACUCCUCGCUAAACAGGUUGCAUUGGAUUUGACGGAAGAAGAAAAACAGCAUAUUCGAAAUAUGGAAGAUGAGGAAAGCAGGGAAGUGUUUUGUUCAAUUGUUGGUUGUGGGGCACGUUUGAAAUCUUUGGACGAUUUUGAAGAUCAUUACCAUGCACGGCAUACUGCAUCUUGUUCAGUCUGCUCAAGAGUGUACCCUACAUCACACCUGCUCAGUAUACAUGUAUCUGAAGCCCACGAUUCUUUCUUUCAGGCAAAAGUUGCCCGUGGGUUUGCUAUGUACGAAUGCCUUGUUGAAGGCUGUGGUGUGAAGCUGAAGACUUACAAGAGCCGGCAGCAGCAUCUGGUUGACAAACAUAAAUUCCCAUCUUCAUUCGAGUUCUUCAAGAAGGUUCGACCGUCAAAGAAGCACAGGCAAAAAGUCCAGCGUAAACAAGCAUCGCACAAGACAGAGGAGGUUUCUACUGCAAUGCAAGUUGAGGAAGAAACUCUCGACAAUAUCAUCUCAGCAGUCUCUAAACUAAGCACUUCGGAUUCCCCUGCAUCCAUCAGCUUUGGCCAUCGACAUGCUCAUGGUUUUGCUUUUACUCCUCGUGCUGUUCAGCGAGAAAGAAGAUCAGAAUUCUCAGCUUCUCAAACAAGGGGAUAG